Rotaria sp. Silwood2 is the source of this 877-nucleotide messenger RNA. The record is from the annotation of a GenBank genome assembly. Lineage: Eukaryota; Metazoa; Rotifera; Eurotatoria; Philodinida; Philodinidae.
AUGUUAUUAUUUUUACAUCCCGAUAUAAAUCAAUCUCGAGAAUAUAUGAAUCAUUUUCGAAGUCAUGGUUGGGAACCUAAUGAAUUAAAAAUCUAUUGGAAUGUUCAACAAAUUGAAAAUCUUUGCCCGAAACAUGAAACACAACCUUCUAAACAAGUGGAAGAAACAGAUCAAGAUAAAAAUAAUGUCAAUAGUGAAACGGAAGUCGAACCACAAUGUGAACCAGAACAUACCAGAAAAGAUACAACAAAAAUUGAAACAAAACUCGAAAAAAACGAAGAAACGAAAGAUGAAGCAACAGUUGAAGUGAAAAGUGAAAAUAAUAAUGAAGUAAAAGAGCAAAUGAAAGAUGAACCAAAUAAAGAAACAAAAGCUGAAAAUCUACCACCACACGAUCCAUCCGAUGUUGAUGUCGUACAAGCUCUACGUGAGCAUCCUGUAUCAAAAAGAAAUAAUUCUAGAAAGAUCACCUAUGUCAACAAAGGAAUUGAAAAGGCUGUUUUUGAUAUACCUGAAGAUGCUCAAAUAAUUCUUCUGAAUUUUGCUAAUGAACGUUCUACCGGUGGUGGAUAUUUGAGACAUGCUUGGGCACAAGAAGAAAUAAUACUUUACAAUUCUGAUGGCUAUCGAUCAUUGCUUGAUCUAAAAUAUGGACGUAUGAGCGGUGGCUAUGCCAUACCAGAAUUUGGGCUUGCUUAUGUUCGUGAUAUAUGUUUUUUUGAUAAAGAAACUGAGAAAAAUAGAAAGGCUGAUAUGCUAAACCCCUCCCUGCAUUAAAAGACCCCGGGUCUUCUAUUAUGUCUCGUCGUAAAAAUUUCUCAGGGGGGUCUUCUAUUAUAUCCUAGGUUUUUUAGCAAUUAUUAACUAAAUGUGGUUU